AUGUCUCCAGAUAUCGUAGCCGCCGCAACCAACAUCACUGACGCACAAUCGAAGACCGCGAAACGUGCCUUUGUCACGUUCCUUGCCGGAAACGGUGACUACGUCAAAGGUGUUGUUGGUUUAGCCAAAGGUCUCCGUAAGGUUGGAACCAUGUACCCUCUUGUGGUUGCAGUGUUGCCUGAUGUUCCGGCGGAACACAGGAAUAUUCUCAUCUCACAAGGUUGCAUUGUUAGAGAGAUUGAACCUGUUUACCCACCUGAGAACCAAACACAGUUUGCUAUGGCUUAUUAUGUCAUCAACUACUCCAAGCUACGUAUUUGGGCGUUUGAGGAAUAUGAGAAGAUGAUUUACCUUGAUGGUGAUAUACAAGUUUUUGAAAACAUUGAUCAUUUAUUUGAGUUGCCAAAUAACUAUUUCUAUGCUGUGAUGGAUUGUUUUUGUGAGGCCACAUGGGGUCAUACUAAGCAAUAUGAAAUCGGUUACUGUCAACAAUGUCCUGACAAGGUUCAAUGGCCUAGUAAUUUUGGUCCCAAACCACCUCUUUACUUCAAUGCCGGCAUGUUUGUUUAUGAACCUAAUAUGGAUACUUAUCAUGAUCUUCUUCAAAAACUUCAAGUUACUAAACCAACUUCCUUUGCUGAACAGGAUUUUUUGAACAUGUACUUCAAUGACAAAUAUAAGCCAAUUCCUAAUGUUUACAAUCUUGUGCUGGCUAUGCUGUGGCGUCACCCUGAGAAUGUUGAACUUGAGAAAGUUAAAGUUGUUCAUUACUGUGCUGCUGGUUCAAAGCCUUGGAGGUACACUGGUGUGGAGCAGAAUAUGCAGAGAGAAGAUAUAAAGAUGUUGGUGAAGAAGUGGUGGGAGGUGUAUGAAGAUGAGAGUUUGGAUUACAAGGAAGCGAUUAAUGCUAAUCGCUUAACAUCAGCAAUUUUGGAAGCUGGUGGUAUCAACUUUGUCCGCGCUCCAAACGCUGCUUAA
Molecule: messenger RNA, 978 nt
Organism: Vicia faba (fava bean)
Lineage: Eukaryota; Viridiplantae; Streptophyta; Magnoliopsida; Fabales; Fabaceae
Source: the annotation of a GenBank genome assembly